AUGGUAUCGAAUUUUAGUUCAGAAGAACUGUGCUUAGCUGCAGAAACAUGCUUGAUAAAAUCAGGAAAGAGAACUGCAGCUCAAGUUAUGAAAUUGGCAAUUAAAUCUUCGCCCAAAGGACUAAAAAAAAUGAAGGUGGUAAAUGAUGCACCUUCUGCGACUGUAAUACCGUACAACCCUGAAGAAGCUUUAGGUCUUAUGGUGGAUCUUGGGUUAACAAAGGAAGAUUACACCACGAUGCGACUUGGAGCAAAAGAUAUUUAUCCCUCAUAUGAUCUAAUAGCAGAGGCAAAAAAUAAGUGUUAUACUGCAAACAUCAAAUAA
Brassicogethes aeneus is the source of this 324-nucleotide messenger RNA. Lineage: Eukaryota; Metazoa; Arthropoda; Insecta; Coleoptera; Nitidulidae. The record is from the annotation of a GenBank genome assembly.